AUGGAGCAGCCGCCGGGGUUUGUUGACUCCUCCUUUCCGCAGCACGUCUGUCUUCUUCAGAAAGCGCUGUAUGGGCUGAAACAGGCACCACGUCAAUGGUUCUCUACCUUCUCCUCUUUCCUUCUUGAGCAAGGCUUCACUGUUAGCAAGGCUGACCCAUCUCUGUUUCUCUUUACUUGCACAAGUAUCCAUAUCUACAUCUUAAUAUAUGUUGAUGAUAUUCUAUUAACUGGCAAUAAUACGGAUGCAAUUGCUGAUCUUCUGCUCCGACUUCAACUUCGGUUCAAAGUUAAGGACUUGGGAAAUCUGUCUCAGUUCUUAGGGGUGCAGUUCGUCUUUUCUUCUCACGGUAUCUCUCUUCAUCAGCAGCACUAUGCAAAACUCAUUCUUCAACGAGCUGGGUUAGAGCAUUGUAAACCAGUGUCCUCUCCAUUACCUACAAAGUAUGCGACUUCCUCUACAGAUGCUUCAUUAUUUCCAGACGCUGCACUCUAUCGUCGACUUGCUGGGUCACUUCAGUAUCUGACUAUUACUAGACCAGAUCUCACCUUUGCUGUAAACUAUCUCUGUCAAUUCAUGCAUAAACCAUUGAUCUCUCACUAUCAGCUGCUUAAAAGAGUGCUUCGUUAUGUGAAAGGAUCAUUGGAUUUUUCACUACUCUACCGUCCCAGUUCCUUCGUCCUCACUGCCUAUUGUGAUUCGGACUGGGCUGGUGAUCCCUUUGAUCGCAGGUCCACGACUGGUUUCUGCGUCUUUCUCGGAGAUAAUCCCAUCUCCUGGUCCUCCAAGAAGCAACCUACGAUUGCCCGUUCAUCUACGGAGGCUGAAUACAGGGCGUUAGCCAUUACAUCUACUGAGAUCAUCUGGCUUCGCCGACUACUGAGUGAAUUCCACAUUUCUCCUACCACCCCCACUGCACUUUUGUGUGAUAAUGUUUCUGCCUUGGCACUGGCUGCUAAUCCGGUUUUUCACGCACGAACGAAGCAUAUAGAAAUUGACUAUCACUUCAUCAGGGAGAAGGUGAACUCUGGUGAAAUUAAACUCAGCCACAUCUCCUCUAUUGACCAACCAGCAGAUUUGUUUACCAAAGCUCACUCUUCUCAACGGCAUCAUCUCCUCUGUUCCAAGCUUCACGUUCUUGCGACCUCUCAGCUUGACGGGGGGUCUUGA
Phoenix dactylifera (date palm) is the source of this 1170-nucleotide messenger RNA. Lineage: Eukaryota; Viridiplantae; Streptophyta; Magnoliopsida; Arecales; Arecaceae. The record is from RefSeq and is a predicted model, not a curated record.